CUUGACUGGGGAGAGAGUGUCUGUCCGGCGGUAACUGUUAGUACAGUGUCUGCGCGCGCGCCUGGCGUAAGUGAGUGGUGAGAUAGUGCGGCCCGAGCUACACGACGUACUUACAUCGCGGAUAGAAAUCCUGCAGUCUGUAACUUUUGUGCUCUCUGUCGGAGAUAAUGUACUCUAGCUGACAUCCCCGGUGCCAUGGUUGCAAGAUGGUGGAGUCAGCAGGACGUCUUGUGGCCGCGGUGGCGAACUGGUUACCCACACUCGCAGCCAUAGCUCUCAUGACGAGGUGCGGUGUCACUGGCCAGGACGAGUUCAAAGAAGUCAAACAUGUGGGAGAUUUGUGGAACACGUCUUCCUGCAUCGAGCCUCCAUUCGCCUGUCCACAUCCCAGGAUACAGUUCUUCCUGUAUACCAGGUACACUCAGGCGACCCCUGACCUGUUGGAUACGACAGACCCCAACUCUCUGUACGCGUCUCACUUCAACCCCAGCCACCCCACCAAGGUGAUCAUUCAUGGGUUCCAGGGAGGCCGUAACCUAGCGCCCAGCACCGACCUACGGGACGCAUACUUCAAGAGGGGAAACUACAACAUCAUAAUCGUGGACUACUCGACGCUGGUGAAGCUGCCCUGCCUCAGCCAGAUGGAGUGGAGCCCGCGAUUCUGCGCCCAGUGUAUCGCACAGAUGGUGGACUAUCUGGCUUACCAUCCCCGAGGCGUGGUCCCAGACACUCUUCACCUCAUGGGCUACAGCAUCGGCGCCCACAUCGCCGGCCUCACCGCCAACUUCGUGCAGGAGGGCAAGCUGGGUCGCAUCACCGGUUUGGAUCCGACCAUUAUCUUCUACAUGGCCAACAACCGGUCAAAGGACCUGGACCCGAGUGACGCUCACUUCGUGGAUGUGAUACACACGGGAGCUGGGGUUCUGGGACAAUGGGGACCCAACGGGCACGCCGACUUCUACGUGAACGGAGGCACCAGCCAGCCCGGCUGCACCAGCAACAGUAUCAUCAAGACUCUCUCCUGCGACCAUACCAAAGUCACUCCCUACUUUAUCGAGUCUAUCAACUCUGAAGCCGGGUUCUGGUCUGUCCCUUGCUCAAACCGCUUCCUCUUCAUGUUGGGCUUCUGCAACCCUCCCGCCCAGGACUGGGUGCUCAUGGGCGAGCACGCAAACCCCAAGAUUCGAGGUAUAUUCUACCUAACGACGAACGCCAACCCUCCCUACGCCCAGGGUCUGCCCGGCCGGUUCAGGCCGAAGCCGUCAAGACAACAGAGACAGUCCAGAAAAACGUAGCGCAGAACGUUUCACUACCAACUUUCUGUGAUUUGAUCGAAGAUAUUAUAUAAUAUAAAAUAACUUUAGAUACUCAUUAUGAAUAGCGGUACAAACACAUUUUAUCAUGUAAAUAUGUAACCCUGUAGAUGUUUCCGUAUACUCGUACACUGAAUUGCUACAUGAAGGCAUUAACCUAUCGCAGUGUAUGAUUACAACAUAACCUAAAAAUGAACUUUUUGUAUUAUUAAUGUACGACCAGUGUGUGAUUUUGAACUCCCAAGAUCAAGAGAUAGUACUUGUCUAUUUGGAAGUUCAGACAUAACAUGACCCGCAGGGCACAUAAAGAUCUUGAUCCAGUGUACCAACAAAACAAGAAAAAAUAUAUCUUAGAAGAAACGUUCUGUUCUUUCAUUGGUAAUUUCUUUUCUUUAAAAUAAUAUUACACAUUAGUUCAAUUGGAUUGCAUCAUGCCAGUUAUAUUUGUCGUCUUUUGACAAUAUUGUUGAUAAUUGACAAUUUAUAUCAGUGAUGAAAAUUCUGUCAAAUUAUAUCAAUUGCUGGUAUUAAAGCCUUGUGCAAUGGAUCACGUGGUCUGCUCAGUAAGGAUUAGUUUAUCAGUGUCAGAUGAGAUAGUAAUAUUUUUACUUCAUUAUAGCGUCGUUGUUACCAGAAUGUAAGUUAUCAAACAAAGUUUAUCACCUUGGUACAGCUACUCCAAUUUGACAAGAGGUAAAGUAAUCAUUCAAUGCUAAAUAUUUGUUACUUUAAACGUUCUGGUUGCGGUCUAUCUAUCAUCUAUCAGCAAACGAUAGAAAAAUUACUUAUAAAUAUACUGAAAAAAGUGUUAAACAUAUUAUUGGUUGUAGGUUAGCGAAACCUUUCGUUAGGCUGGAAAAAAUUCAUUUCUGCUUGUCUAUCUGUCUAAUGAUAUGUCUGUCCGCUCGAUAUCCCGAAAACGAGCAAAUAACUUGAAAUAAGUCUAUAGACUUGAAAUUAAUUCAUUUCUAUAUGAUGAACAACGAGUUCGAGUAUGGUGCAUGUCUUUACUGCAUGAAAUUUGGCUGACAGCAAAUAUUUUUACAUUGGUUUUAUAGGUAACCAUAAUGGCAACGUGAAAAUAACAGAAUGACUAAAUCUAUAAACAAACUCUAUAUAUUUAUAAAAUAUUUAAACAUAUUACAUAUCAACACAUGUAGCCUAAAUAUCGCAACACACUCAAUAUCAUUUUAUGGUGUUUUGGUGUGUAGAAUUUUAAUAUAUAAACAUUGAUAUCAAACGUAACUUAAUGAAUAAAAUGUAAAUUUAUCAAGUAGCUAGAUAUUUUGAGAACGAUUUAAUUUAAGACUUGAGAGAUGCUCGAAACUUCAUUCCUUCACAGGGAAAAAUGAGUUCUAAGAUUUGCGUGUCCAUUGUCCGACCAAGGAAUUUUGCUCAGCGUCGUUGAAGCUUAUCAUUCAGUAGUUUUGCAAAUUCUCUUUGCCGUGUAGUUGUCUUUUCUUCUAUCUGGCAAACUUAAAAUUCUACAUUAAACCUGAGCAAAGCCUGUUGAGCGUCACGUGCCUUGGCGUACAUUCAUCUAGUAUUAAGUAAACUCUGACAAUCAGAAGUACUCAAUAUCGAAAUUUAAUCCGAUUAAAUUAGGUCUUUACAAGACGAUUCAAAUGGGUUACAACUCUAAGAUUGGUAGUGUUAGCGUUACAUGCCGCACAGAACGUACACAAAAUGCCAACCACACAAUGUUCAUAUGAAUGCGAGGGAUGUUCUCUUCCAAACAUACAGUCCGGCAUUACUGUGUGUUACUCAUAUAUAUUGUUUCUCAUUAAAUAUGAUUUAGUCAUUACUGUAAAAUAAAGCUAUUUUUCUUAAUAUAUUCCUAACCAUAUCCUGAACUUUGUGAGUUUAAAUAGUUUUCAUUUGAUUUAGCAAGAAGCAAAUCCAGUACAAAAAUGGCAACUCCACGUGAUAUAUACCAAACAUUGCGGUGUGUAUUUAGUUUCUGGCCCGGAUUUUUUAGUUUUACUGGUUGUUUUCCUUAUUGAAAUAUAAACUUGAUUAUGAAAUUACUAGCCAACAACUCAUAAUCAAGUUUUUUGUGAUAUUCAAUUACGGAGAAAUACCGAGUGAAUAUAUGGUCUAACAAUGGUCAUACUUCGCUUCACACCACUGGAUGUUGGGGUGGUUAUAUAUUUAUUGUGCAGACCUCAUACCUUUCUCUAUUUAAUGUUACUUUGAGAUGUAACGUGUAUUCUUUAUAUUGUUCUAUCGUUUUUUUAAGAUUCUCAAUGACCAUAUAACUGUAAAUUGCUCAUAUAUUUUAUAUGUAUGUCAGGUAAUUAAGUAGUUCUAUGAGUGUGUAUAUAUACAUGUAUUUAUUAUUUGUACAGUACCAUUGUUUUAUAACUUGCCAUGUUUUAAGUUAAUAAAUCAAGUUUGUAAAAUA
Molecule: messenger RNA, 3717 nt
Organism: Homalodisca vitripennis (glassy-winged sharpshooter)
Lineage: Eukaryota; Metazoa; Arthropoda; Insecta; Hemiptera; Cicadellidae
Product: pancreatic lipase-related protein 2
Exons: 8
Coding region: 207-1295 (362 amino acids)
Biological process (GO): lipid metabolic process
Molecular function (GO): lipase activity
Source: RefSeq, a predicted model, not a curated record